Fragaria vesca subsp. vesca is the source of this 1845-nucleotide messenger RNA. Its product is annotated as diacylglycerol kinase zeta-like. The record is from RefSeq and is a predicted model, not a curated record. The coding region runs from base 1 to 1530 and encodes 509 amino acids. NCBI's taxonomy places the organism in Eukaryota, Viridiplantae, Streptophyta, Magnoliopsida, Rosales, Rosaceae. The transcript has 13 exons.
AUGGAGUUCCGGAAUCGAAUCUCCGGCGGCCGCUCCUCCGGGAGUCGCCUGGGAUCGCAGGUUCACGGUUUGCUUGCCAAGAGUUGGGAGGCGAUGAUAGGCAAUAGAGACAAGUUGAAGGAAUUCUACAUUCCGAAUUAUGUACUUGUGGGCGGGGCAAUGCCGAAGAUCAAGUUUGCGCCGUCGUGUCCGGUGAUAGUGUUUGUUAAUGCCAAGAGUGGUGGUCAGCUUGGUGGUGAACUGCUUCUUACAUAUAGAUCCCUUCUCAAUGAGAAUCAGGUGUUUGACUUGGGGGAAAAGGCACCUGACAAGGUGCUUCACAAGCUCUAUAUUACUUUGGAAACGCUCAAGUUUGCCGGAGAUGCUUUGGCUGCUGAUAUCGAGAAGAGAUUGAGAAUAAUUGUUGCAGGUGGAGAUGGUACAGCUGGUUGGCUCCUCAGUGUAGUGUCUGAUCUUAAACUACCUAACCCGCCUCCAAUUGCCACAGUGCCAUUGGGAACUGGAAAUAAUCUCCAUUUCGCGUUUGGAUGGGGAAAGAAAAAUCCUGGGACAGACCGACAAUCUGUGCAGUAUUUCUUGGACCAAGUGAAGACAGCAAAGGAAAUGCAAAUUGACAGCUGGUACAUCCUUAUGAGAAUGAAGACUCCAAAGAAAUGUGACCCAACCGCACCUCUGGAACUUCCCCAUUCUUUGCAUGCAUUUCAACAGGAGGGCUUCCAGACAUUUCGUGGGGGAUUUUGGAACUACUUUAGCGUGGGAAUGGAUGCUCAAAUAUCAUAUGAUUUUCAUGCACAGAGGAAGCUGCACGCUGAAAAGUUUAAGAACCAGUUAGUUAAUCAAAGUACUUACUUGAAGCUUGGAUGUACUCAAGGAUGGUUUUGUGCUCCUAUAAUGCAUCCUUCUUCAAGAAAUGUAGCACAUCUGACAAAGAUUAUGAUCAUGAAAAGACAAGGUCAUUGGGAGGAGCUCCACAUACCUCCCAGCAUUAGGUCUAUUGUUUGUCUCAAUUUACCCAGCUUUUCUGGUGGUUUGGAUCCAUGGGGGAAGCCAAACAGAAAGAAAGUGCAAUAUCGGGAUUUAACUCCACCAUAUGUGGAUGAUGGCCUACUGGAGAUUGUUGGUUUUAGAGAUGCCUGGCAUGGGCUUGUGUUACUAGCUCCUAAGGGACAUGGGACUCGUCUUGCACAAGCGCACGGAAUUCGUUUUGAGUUUUGCAAGGGCGCGGUUGACCAUACAUUCAUGAGAAUCGAUGGGGAACCAUGGAAACAACCUCUUCCAGCUGACGAUGACUCGGUGGUUGUAGAAAUUUCUCACUUUGGCCAAGUAAGCAUGCUUGCCACGCCAUUGAAACGAUCCAAAAGUGUAUCUGACCCUGAGUCACCAGUUAGUUCUCAUGAAGAAGAUGAGGAUAGUAGUAAUGAGGAAGAAUAUUUGGAAGACUCCGGUGAGAGAAGGAAGUUUGGUGCAUCUGACACAUUUAAAAUCCCGGAUGGGAUUCACAUUGCUCGUCACAAUUCAGCCUCAUACUAAGCACUCGCUAUCUGUGUAUAGGCCUCAGUUUGAUAUAUCACCAUCUAGACAGUCUGUACAGAGUAGAUUUUCUUUUCAUUGAGUAGAGAUAGAGAUUCCUUAUUUUGUGAUCGCAGAUGCGCAAAACCUAGGUUGGCUUUGUUCAUAGGUCUGUACUCGAUUCCAUUGUUAUCUGCAAUGUAGAUAUCAUCUCCUUGCUUGUUCAGCAAACCUCCUGUAGCUUUUAGCAAUAGAAAGAGAGCUCUUAAAUGCUCAGUUUCGGAUUCAAGCUAUUUGUUAUACUUUUGUUUUACUUCAAACUAAGCUUAACCAGAU